This is a messenger RNA of Phytophthora sojae, 906 nucleotides long. RefSeq lists its product as hypothetical. The transcript has 3 exons. The record is from RefSeq and is a predicted model, not a curated record. Lineage: Eukaryota; Oomycota; Peronosporomycetes; Peronosporales; Peronosporaceae. The coding region runs from base 1 to 906 and encodes 301 amino acids.
AUGGAGACGCAACUGGCUUCGCUGUGUGCGAAAUGGCAAGAGCACCUGCCCGACCCCUCCUGGGUGUCCUCCCAAGCCGAAAUGGUGAACCGUUCGCUCAAGGACCAAGUGUUGCAGCAGCAACUGUACCUCGCGUCGUUGCAACACCUCAUAACCCAGUCGCCGUUCCUGGCCCCGUCAAGAAGCAAGGAGCUCUUCGAGGGGAUGCACUCGUUCUCGGCGCUCCCCAAUUCUCUAACCACGACCCAACGCACCGACCACCUCAUUGCCCAGUGCGAAAUGGGGGUGCGCCUCGUGCCCGCGCUGAUGGGGAGGUUCGCGCGGCAACAUUUGCCAAAUGCAACAUUCUCUAACCCCUUCUCCCACACGAGCGUCAUGGCGGACGGCAACUUCACCUACGUGUCCAACAUCCUGCUCUGCCGCAUCCCGCACCGAUCCAUGGAAUUUGCCGUGGGGGCCGCGAUGCACUACUUCCAGAACCUCUCAACGGAGCUAAACAGCCACUUGGGGGUGCACUGCGACCUCGAGGUGUUGCAGGAUUUGGGCCACGGUCGAGCUUACACCCAGAUGCGAUACCGCAACGGACCCAGUUUUUCCUCCAGCAGCAACACGACGCUCGCCGCGCGCGUCACGCCCGACUCGGCCGUGGUGGUGGCGGAUUUCGUUGAUGAGGACGUGUGCUACCCCAUCGACCGGACGCUCCUCAUGACGCCGGAGAGAGACCCGAUGAAUGGUCAGGAGCACGUCCUCGUGCAGAGAUUAUCUGUGAACCGGUACAACCUCCCGCCCACUUCGUCCAGGCUGCACGACGAGAUCCGGUCCUCGCUGCCCUGGUUCAACGGAGACCUGUUAAUGGAGGUCAUUUGUCGCCAACUCGAGCAAAACGGACAACCGAGAGCCCUUUAA